Cryphonectria parasitica EP155 is the source of this 1457-nucleotide messenger RNA. RefSeq names its product adenine nucleotide alpha hydrolases-like protein. NCBI's taxonomy places the organism in Eukaryota, Fungi, Ascomycota, Sordariomycetes, Diaporthales, Cryphonectriaceae. The transcript has a single exon. The record is from RefSeq and is a predicted model, not a curated record. Bases 249 to 1457 code for a protein of 402 amino acids. Gene Ontology annotation, cellular component: mitochondrion; cytosolic tRNA wobble base thiouridylase complex. Gene Ontology annotation, molecular function: tRNA binding. Gene Ontology annotation, biological process: tRNA wobble position uridine thiolation.
AAUUUAACUCCGCCGCUUACUCUUGACAACCGACAUAAGUCUGUUUCGACAUCGCGCAAGUUGUAGGGAGGUGAUACAAAGGCCAAAAUACCAGGGUCUUCCUGUGAGCUGGGCGCUUGCUGGUGGGGCCAAAGGCAACAUUGAAGCGGCACUUGGGCGUCCUCUCGAAAGCGGGAGGCUUCAACAAAUCCCCCCCCCCCCCGGCCCGGACCAACACCUUUAUUGUCAGCGUUUGAGGAAUCUGCAGGAUGCCUCCAACGCCCUGCGUUGUGUGCCAGACAGAACGGGCCGUUAUCAAACGGCCAAAAAAUCAUCAGAAGCUCUGUAAGACGUGCUUCAUACGAAUAUUUGAGGAAGAAGUCCACCACACCAUCAUCGCAUCCAACUUGUUCUAUCCUGGAGAACAAGUCGCCAUCGGAGCCUCUGGUGGUAAGGACUCGACAGUCUUGGCGUCUGUCCUGAAAACUCUGAACGACCGACACAACUAUGGCCUAGACUUGAUGUUAUUGAGUAUAGACGAGGGGAUCAAGGGCUAUCGGGACGACUCCCUGGAGACAGUUAAGCGUAAUGCAGUACAGUACGACAUGCCUCUAAAGAUCGUGGGCUACGACGAGCUCUACGGUUGGACGAUGGACCAGGUGGUUGACACAAUCGGAAAGAAGGGCAACUGUACAUACUGUGGUGUCUUCCGACGACAGGCUCUUGAUCGAGGCUCGAAGAUGCUGGGGAUCAAGCAUGUUGUCACGGGUCACAACGCGGACGAUGUGGCAGAGACGGUCCUCAUGAAUUUGUUGAGAGGAGACCUGCCCCGGCUGUCCCGGGCUACCAGUAUCAUCACUGGCGACUCGAAUUCGGACGUCAAGCGGAGCAAGCCCUUGAAAUACUCGUAUGAAAAAGAGAUUGUGUUGUAUGCACAUCACAAGAAGCUGGAUUAUUUCAGUACUGAGUGCAUCUACAGCCCGGAAGCAUUCCGUGGGAGUGCACGAAGUCUUAUCAAGAACCUGGAAAGAGUCCGCCCAAGCGCUAUCCUGGAUAUCGUACGCAGCGGAGAGGAUAUGGCCAGGUUGGUGCCGGGAAAACAGCCCGACAACUGCGCAUGCAAGGUCAAGUCGGCUCCAGUCGACGCGGUCCUGGAAGAGGAAGAUAUCGGCGGAUGCGGAUCUGCAAAUGGCCGGACUUCGGGCAAUGAGAUGUCGGUCAUGGAGGCCCAGCUGAGAGGCAAUGAUACUGCCAAGAAUCUUGAGAUCGAUGUCACUACUGCUGUUCCUCUGAGGCCACGAACGAAGGAUGGCCAGAGCCUGUCAACUCACAACGGAAAGCCGGGAGGAAAGAAGGCGAUCACUAAGCAGGUGAAGGGGAAAUGCGAGAAAUGCGGCUACAUGUCAAGUCAGGCAAUGUGCCAGGCAUGCAUGCUGUUAGAGGGGUUGAAUAAAAACAGACCACAAAUACAACUAUAG